AUGUCGCUCCUGUCCCGUUUCAUGGUCCUCGUUGGCAUCCUCUCCCUGUUCCACGCCCACGAGUUCUCCGCCCUUUCCAGCCGCCGCGCCUCAUCACCCACAAAGUCCUCGACGACGCUACCCGUAGAUAUACAGGUCGAGACCAUCAUAGCAGUGGGCCUUGCGUGUCUGGGUUUGGUGCUGGGAUCUCCAUCCUUGAAGCCGAUCAGUUGGAGCACACGGGCAGGCAAGAUUGAGAAAGGGGACAAGGAAGCGGGUUUCAACCCAUUUGCGGGACUGGAGGAGCGGGUAGGAUUUAUGGAUAUACGGGCAAAGCGAGCGGAGUUUACGCAGUGGGUGCAGCAGGGGCAAGGCGGUGGACAGAAGAGCUGA
Molecule: messenger RNA, 372 nt
Organism: Cyphellophora attinorum
Lineage: Eukaryota; Fungi; Ascomycota; Eurotiomycetes; Chaetothyriales; Cyphellophoraceae
Exons: 3
Coding region: 1-372 (123 amino acids)
Biological process (GO): protein folding in endoplasmic reticulum
Cellular component (GO): EMC complex
Source: RefSeq, a predicted model, not a curated record